GCCGGUGAGAGUGGCGACGCAAUUACAGAUUCGCUGAAACGUCGUCUCUCUUUCUCUCUCAUCUCCUCCCAUUUUCUCGUCUUCUAUGUUUUAAUAUUUGUAGAUUUCGUCAUGACCUCCGGCGGAAACUCAAUCGAACCCUCCGUCGUGGCAGAGGCGGAGAAGAUGUUAUUUUGUUACCAAUACGAUCAGACCAUCACAAUCUCUAUUACUUCCUCCGCUGAUCCUUGUCCUCUUUGCAACGGAGGUUUUCUGGACGAAUACGUUGACCCUAACCCUAAUCCAAUCCCCAAUCUAAUUCUCCCGAUGUCGGAUCCAAUCUCAUCUCGCUUCUCAUUCAUCCCAGUCAUGGACUUCACGAAUCCGAGUUUCUUAGGUGAAUCAAUGGAGCCACAGUCUACUCAGCAACAGCUUAAUGCUUUUGAUCCGAAUCAACUCUCGGAUCAAGCUAAUCCGUUAGCGGGGAAUCACGGAGAUUACUUCUUUGGUCGUGGUCUUGAGGAUCUGAUUUAG
Arabidopsis thaliana (thale cress) is the source of this 513-nucleotide messenger RNA. RefSeq names its product E3 ubiquitin-protein ligase RING1-like protein. The record is from RefSeq and is marked reviewed. The transcript has 2 exons. Bases 112 to 513 code for a protein of 133 amino acids. Lineage: Eukaryota; Viridiplantae; Streptophyta; Magnoliopsida; Brassicales; Brassicaceae.